CCGUCGCCAGCUACUUCCUGCUCCCUGCCGGUGUUGCUUCAGUUUGGCGCGAUGGCUGCCGGCUGAUUCCCGCCGAGACAGCAGCAGGUGUGCAGGUGUCUCCGAGGUUCCAGGUGAGUCCCUUUUCAGUCCGCGUGUGGUGACGUCACCGGUUGAGGUGUGCUCAUGGAGGGGGAAGGUUCCUCAGUCGUCCGCCGCUCGCAGCCCAUCGCCAUCGCCUCCAACAGGUUCAAAGGGGCGGAGUCUUUGUCCUCGUCUGCGCCCGCCAUCCCCAACCCUUUUCCUGAGCUGUGCAGCCCCUCCCAUUCCCCUGUUACCAUGGCGACACUCACAGCACCAUCCAGUGACAGACACCUGCUGAAGGUGUUUGGCGAGGACCACCGUGGGCGCUCGCUGUGGGUGGGCCGCACCACCACGGCCAGGGAGGUGUGUCGCACGCUGGUCCGCACCGCCGGCUGCGGCCAGCAGGAGGACUGGACCCUGCUGGAGUGUCACCCCGCUCUGGGCCUGGAGAGGUGCCUGGAGGACCACGAGGUCGUGCUGGAGGUCCAGGCCAGCUGGUCCCUGACGGGCGACAGCAGGCUGCUCUUCUGCAAGAACUACGCCAAGGACCAGGUCUUCUGCCAGCCCGCGCUCUUCUUCCCGCAACACAUGAUCUCUGCCAACGCCCAGGUGGGAGAAGGGAUGACAUCAUCACAGCUGGUGCAGGACCUGCUGGGGUCGGGGGCGUGUCCUGAGAUCCAAGGUUUCCUGCACACCAGGGAGUCCAAGUCCUGGAGGAAGAUCUGCUACUUCCUGCGGCCGUCUGGACUCUACUGCUCCACCAAGGGGGCGUCUAAGGAAGCUGAACACCUGCGCCAUGUGGCCCACCUGCAGCACCUGCAGGUGUACAAGGUCCUGGAGGAGAGUGCACGAGUCCACGCUGCGCCCUCACGCUUCUGCUUCUGUCUCACACUCUCCAGAGGAUCAGUCCACCUGCAGGAUGGUGUGAUGAUGUGUGCUGACAGCGAUCAGAGCAGAACUUGUUGGAUGUCAGCAUUCAGACUGUUUAAGCAUGGCCAGCAGCUGCAGUGUAACUUCCAGGAGUCCAAGUGGUCCAAUCUGCAUGGAACCAAGCUGACUGAUGUCAAAGCUAAGUCAGAGGCCAGCCUGGUGGCGAUGGAGUUGUCAGGUAAAAGUGGGCGUGUCCUGCAGAGCCCAUCAGAGGUAGAAAGUGCUGAGCGAGCAGAAGGCCAAGGUUGGAGGCGUACGGAAGCCCUCAGGUGCAGUCUCCCCAACUUAAGCUCCGCCUCCAGAGCGUCCUGCGUGCACCUGACGCGGCCGUGGUUCCAUGGGGGCGUGUCCAGGAAGGAAGCCCACAGGCUGAUGGAGAAGCAGGGCCUCGUCGACGGCAUGUUCCUGGUGCGUGACAGCCAGCAGCAUGAAGAUUGUUUUGUGUUAUCGUUGUGUUACCAGCUGACCAUCAAACACUUCCUGGUUAUUCCCUGUGAGGAGCAGGGCAGGAAGUACGUGACCAUGGACGACGGUGCCAGUCUCUUCUUGGACCUGCAUCACAUGAUCCACUUCCACCUGCUCAACAAGGGAGUCUUACCUGUCUGUCUCUCACACCCCUGUGUGUGUCUCACUCGCUGACCUCUCUCACCCCUGUGUGUGUCUCACUCGCUGACCUCUCUCACCCCUGUGUGUGUCUCACUCGCUGACCUCUCUCACCCCUGUGUGUGUCUCACUCGCUGACCUCUCUCACCCCUGUGUGUGUCUCACUCGCUGACCUCUCUCACCCCUGUGUGUGUCUCACUCGCUGACCUCUCUCACCCCUGUGUGUGUCUCACUCGCUGACCUCUCUCACCCCUUUGUGUGUCUCACUCGCUGACCUCUCUCACCCCUGUGUGUGUCUCACUCGCUGACCUCUCACACCUCUGUGUGUGUCUCACUCGCUGACCUCUCUCACCCCUGUGUGUGUCUCACUCACUGACCUCUCACACCCCUGUGUGUGUCUCACUCGCUGACCUCUCACACCCCUGUGUGUGUCUCACUCGCUGACCUCUCACACCCCUGUGUGUGUCUCACUCGCUGACCUCUCUCACCCCUGUGUGUGUCUCACUCGCUGACCUCUCUCACCCCUGUGUGUGUCUCACUCGCUGACCUCUCUCACCCCUGUGUGUGUCUCACUCGCUGACCUCUCUCACCCCUGUGUGUGUCUCACUCGCUGACCUCUCUCACCCCUGUGUGUGUGUCACUCGCUGACCUCUCUCACCCCUGUGUGUGUCUCACUCGCUGACCUCUCUCACCCCUGUGUGUGUCUCACUCGCUGACCUCUCUCACCCCUGUGUGUGUCUCACUCGCUGACCUCUCUCACCCCUGUGUGUGUCUCUCACUCACUGACCUCUCUCACCCCUGUGUGUGUCUCACUCGCUGACCUCUCACACCUCUCUCACCCCUGUGUGUGUCUCACUCGCUGACCUCUCUCACCCCUGUGUGUGUCUCACUCGCUGACCUCUCACACCUCUCUCACCCCUGUGUGUGUCUCACUCGCUGACCUCUCUCACCCCUGUGUGUGUCU
Messenger RNA from Nerophis ophidion (straightnose pipefish), 2560 nucleotides. Its product is annotated as growth factor receptor-bound protein 7-like. The record is from RefSeq and is a predicted model, not a curated record. The transcript has 14 exons. NCBI's taxonomy places the organism in Eukaryota, Metazoa, Chordata, Actinopteri, Syngnathiformes, Syngnathidae. Bases 166 to 1632 code for a protein of 488 amino acids. Gene Ontology annotation, biological process: signal transduction.